CGAAGGUUAUGUGAAUAAAUAAAACCUAUAAGUGGAUAUUUUAUCAGGAGUUCGAGAAUUAGAAAAUGCCGCUGGUGCGAUUAAAGGCGAAACCGAAAAUCAACCCUCGACGUGACGGCGCUUCGGAAAAUCGAAACGUAACUAUUAAAUUAGAGAAUAAAACAGAACCGCAAAAUGAAAAUAGGCAAGAUACAUCAGCCCUUCAGCCGGAAAAUUUAGGAAAAGUUGUUAAAAAUGAAGGCGGUGCUGUUAAACAAAUCCAAAUUAUAUCAAAUACUGUCAUAAAGGAUGCCCAUGGGGCUGUGGGUGAACUAAACCAAUCCAAUCAAAUAUCUACAAAGCAGAGCUCAGAGCCUAGUGGGGCGAUAUCUCAAGUUAAGGAUGGAAAUAAUAUCGCGGAAAAAUUGCAGAAAGACGAAGCGGAACUAAUUGUAGGCAAGACACAAGUGGGCACGGCAAACUUGGGAGUUGGCAAUGUUUCAAUAGAGUAUCCUCCUCCGCCUCCGAGUCCUAGUAAGAUCAAUAGGGAUAGGAUAAAAGCCGUUCCAAGAUUUAGUGAAUUGGAUGAAUCUAGGCAACAUGGAAGGAUAAGAAAUGUUUCUAUUUGCUCCGUGGCAUCUACUACAGAUGGGUCAGAAAAUAUUUCGUCAAAAGAUAUAACGCCCAUGAUUCAGAAGAAAGUUAACCGCACAGAACAGUCAAGGAAGUUAGCAGAAGCUAAAAAAGAAUUUCAGAAACGUUUUGGAGCAGGCAAUCCAGACAAACAAAAGUUAAGAAUGAUUGAUUUAAUUUUCUUCAAUCCCAGUACCAACCCUAUGAAGCAAACAGAAAAAGAAUUAGAUAAGAAUAAACCUAAUGAAAAAAUAAACAGUGAGGAAAAAGAUGGGGAUGAUGCAAGCCAACAAACUGAAGAAGACCCUGCAGUUCCUGAUGAAGAUAAUAGCAUGCCUGUGCCUCAAAUAAAAAUAGGUCCCUCCGGUGAAAUUAUCUUAGACGAACAAAGCCUUCUGAUCGAAAAUGAGGAGAUUAAAAAGCAAAAGGAGCAUAUGCAACAUUCGGCAUUGGUUGAUGGAGAUUUUCCCUCUGGUUACGGUAUAUAUAAAAGGGCGGAACGGUCCAAGGACUGGAGUCAAAGAGAGACGUUGAGUUUCUACAAGGCACUUAAUGUCAUAGGGACAGAUUUUACUCUAAUGGCGGAACUGUUUCCCAAAAGAACGAGACGAGAAUUGAAAAUGAAAUUUAAGAAAGAGGAGAAAUUAAAUAGGCAUUUAAUAGAUAAGGCGGUCACACAGCCCUGCAGUUAUAACUACUCAGAAUUGCAAUUGGAAUUUGGGAUUUUACAAAAGGAGGAAGAAGAGCUUAAGAAGAUUAAGGAGGAAGAAGCGAAAGCUAGGCUAGAUAAGAGAAGUGAAAUGAAACAAAAUAAAAAAUGUUUUAGGUGCAAAGAAGAACAUCCCUAUAAUAAAUGUGCCAUCAAAUAUAAACAAUUUCUCCCUGAUCCUCCUGUAAGGGAUGAAUCAUCACAAGACAGCUUAGAUUUACGAGAACAACCAAAACCUAGAAAGACUUAUAAGCGUAGACGUGUGGCAAAAGUGCCUAAACAGUCUUACAAUUCUGAGGAAGAUUCAGUGGAGGAAGAAUCUGAUGAAAGUCGGGUUUCAGAUAGUGAUGAUUCAAAAGGAAAGAAAAAAAUCAAACUCGAACAUGGUGAUGUAAGUGUGAGUGAAAAUGCGGGAAGUGAGUCGGAGGAUGAAACAAUAGCACCCAUAUUGCUACCAACCAGGUCGGGAAGGAUCCCUAAAAGUACCCAGAAGUUUGAGCAUGAGCACUUGGUAGUGAUCUCGACUAACGCCCAGAGGAGAAGGUCACCUAGCGUAGAUUCAAUAAAAUCUGAUAAAGCUGUUCCAGGUUCGGUGAUGAUUGUUACAGAAGAUGCUCCCGAUGGAAACUCCGUGUUUAAAUCGUUUAUGGUGACUCCCGAUGGUGGUCUGACUUCUUUGGAAUUGGAAUCCGCUGUGAUCUCGAGGGUUAUUGACUACAAAAAAUCGGUGGAAGAAGAAUCCUCUGGUGCAAUAGAAGAGUGUAACCUAACAAUUCCCGCCGAUGGUGACGUGACAAGUUUAAGAAGUCUGCCUGCGUGAUAAUUGAUUAGUCACAUCUGAAACAAAAUUGUUUGCAAACUUUACAUAUGUAUGUUAAUCGGGUGAUAAGUAAAGAAAUAAUUGUGUUA
Molecule: messenger RNA, 2230 nt
Organism: Cylas formicarius (sweet potato weevil)
Lineage: Eukaryota; Metazoa; Arthropoda; Insecta; Coleoptera; Brentidae
Gene: Bdp1
Exons: 2
Coding region: 66-2141 (691 amino acids)
Biological process (GO): RNA polymerase III preinitiation complex assembly
Cellular component (GO): transcription factor TFIIIB complex
Molecular function (GO): TFIIIC-class transcription factor complex binding
Source: RefSeq, a predicted model, not a curated record